Molecule: messenger RNA, 4380 nt
Organism: Sycon ciliatum
Lineage: Eukaryota; Metazoa; Porifera; Calcarea; Leucosolenida; Sycettidae
Exons: 2
Coding region: 2048-3997 (649 amino acids)
Biological process (GO): transmembrane transport
Molecular function (GO): transmembrane transporter activity
Source: RefSeq, a predicted model, not a curated record
UUCAGUGUUCGAAGAGAGUGCAUAUUUAUUUAUGUCUUGGAAUUAUCCUACAAAGUAUUUUCAGUUGUAGGCAGUUUGACGAAACUUGAUAAAUACCAUAAUCACUGGGUAGCUGUUACAUGUACCAGAGUUUCCGUUGAAGUGACGAGUCAGUCAGCGUGGAGGGAACCAACUCUCAAGGAUCCACGGCUGGAGGAAAAUCAAGGUUGCCUACUCCCCUCCUGCAGGACUCUUUCAUUUAUUCGUAUUUGUGGGACUUCUGUUCUAGCAACACUGCUUUCUCUCUAGACUCACUGUUUCUCUCUAGACUCACUGUUUCUCUAGACUCACUGUUUCUCGACAUCCUUUGUGCCAACCAGGCCUAUGGAGUUCAUCAUGAUAGACGGCCAUUGGAUUUAUCAGUACUAGUAGCUUACACGUUUCUUGCUUGUCUGAUUGAUUGUAGAUUGGCUGUAAUACCAGUACAGUUAUGUAUAUGUAUGAGCUCCUUGUACAGACUUACUACCAAUUGACUGACGUGUAGCGGAUGUAGAUCUACUAUGAUGGCCGCAUGGACUACAGCCUGCAGAGAGCAUUACUUAUACUUAUGCGGUAUAAAGUCGUACGCGACUGGACAGGAGAUGCUACUGUUGCAACAAUAAUUCAGUCACUGAGUCAGCGCUUACCCCUUGUGUGUGAAAAAAGCCUCUGGGCAAUCACAGAACAUGAUUAUCAUUGGCCUGGAACAACAACUAUUCAAGUUCAUAACACGAAAAAGCAAAACAAAAAUAUUUUGUAGUGCUUACCCAAUUACAUAGGUACUACCCUCCACAUACAUGUAGGUAGUUGUGAUGAUAGUCAUAGCCACGCUAGUACUAGUACUACUAGUAGUGGAGUGCUGGCCCAGCGACUCAAUCAGCAUUGUACAGCUACAGACUGUCGCUCCUGCUGCUUGAGUGUCGGCAUAAGUACAAGUGCGCUGAGCGUACUUCGUCACCAUCAUCACAAAAGCUUCUGAUCCCUCUGCGUCAGCAAACCACAAAGACGUCGGAAAACAUUUUUUAGAAGCGGAACACUUGACUCGGGAGACGAACAUCGUGGCAACAUCGAACGGACAGAAUAUGCCACGAUCAGCUUUGAUGAUCCUUUCUGCUUACAGUUUUACAGUACUACCGCUUCUCGAGGUCCUCAUGUUGCCACAUCAAGGCAGUGCCCUACAUUCUAGCGCCACCGUCAAAGCGCGAGGCAAAGAAAACUGCUCGGAUUAACUUACACUAGUGACAAUAGGGUUGGUUAGUGCUCCACACGUCCCAUCAUGCUUCCACUAGUCUUGAAGAUCUCCUACUUAGUAGGUCUCAGCGGACUUCUGGCUUCACUACUCGGAUAGUGCUGGAGGAUAGUGAACCCUCGAUGAGCACAGCUUGCACUCUGCAUGUCCAACCGAGAAUGGCCGUCCGCAGGCAUACAUUUUGUAAGUCAGAAAGGGCCUCGAAAUAACAGCAGGAUGUGGUGAUCAAUUUCGACGGCCAUCACGCGAGUAGGCGACCAUGCGAACAAAACUUACUUGCAAAACUGUGCUAGUGUCAGCUACACGAUGAUCCACACAGUCACGGCUAGCAGCUGGAAGUCCCCUAGUAGUGGUAGUAGAAGGACGACUUAGCAGCUGUCGCUUGUCUCUAGUUCAACUUGAUUCUUCCAUCGAGUCGAUUCACUGCAGUUAUCGCUAGACGGGCUGGAGAGAAAGAGUAGGUGAACAAGCCAGUCUCGGCAAGAAGCAGUAGAUUCAGCAAUGCAAUUUUACCUAUUUUCCGGUAUCCAACACCUACUCUCACUUCUAUAAUUGUUACGUAGAGAGUAGUACUAGUAGUCGUAGCCCGGCUUGCAGAAGCCUUGUCAAGGAGUCUUUCAUCACUAUAGACUUCCAGUUUCCAGUCUCAGUUUCUUCCGCAGUGUUGCCAUUUCCACCUGUCUCAGGCUCUGGAUCUCUUCAGAAACUUUCAGUAAGUUUACCGGUCUCGUCCAGUUCCAUUCUUAUAAUUAUUGUAGCUAGUGCAGAGUGACGGUUGGAAUGCCUGGCAGCAAGGGAGAGAUAGUGUAUAGCCAGAUUGGCCCUAUUCUGCUGGCCAUGGGGUUAGACGCUCUGGGCGUAAACGUCACAUUCACCAUGAUACCGUUCAUGGUGAAGGAUUUCCUUGAUGCACCCGGGAACGAGGUAGCAUUCUACUCUGGAGUUGUGGUGAGCGCUUACCACGUCGGUGUGCUCCUCGGCAGCAUGAUGUGGGGCAGUGUGUCUGAUCGCUGGGGUCGCCGUCCAGCCAUUCUCACCAGCAUGGCUUUGGUGAUGGUGUUCAAUACGUUAUUCGGACUGAGCCAAUCCUUGCUGUGGGCAGUGCUGACACGCUUCUUGUUGGGUUGCGGAUCAGCCGUCACCUCUGUAGGCAAGACAAUUCUGUCCGAGAGCUCCAGCGAUGCAACAAUGGCACGAGUAUUUUCCCUCGUUGGUGUGGGGCUUAGUGUUGGUGGACUACUCGGACCAGCAGUCGGUGGACUGUUGUCACAGCCAGCACAGAAGUUUGCAGCAAUGGACACGCCAUUCUUCCGCCAGUUCCCAUAUGCUCUACCAGUAUUCAUAUCGACUUCCUGGACAAUGGUUUUGCUUACAUGGGCAAUGUUUAAGUUGAAAGAAACACUGCCCCGUUCCCAAUCUAGUAUGAAAUUGGCGGAUCAAGAAGGAGAGCAAGAUUGUGCUGAAAGUGAGGACAUCCAACUCCUUAGAAGAGGUACUGAUGAAGAGAUGGAUGACUUUGAUGAGCCAGAGGCAGAGGAACGAUGUCGCUCAACACCACUGCUUCCAUGUUACAAGUCCCGGUCAUUUUCAAGGUGCAAGCUAUUAUUACUUUGCCGGUAUGCUGGCCGGGGCAUCCAGAGCUAUUUUAGUGCAUUUGCUCUUAUGCGGAACAAAACCAUCCGUCACGCUUGCACCUUGUAUGGCAUGUUGUCAUUUGUUGGCAUAAUGCAAAAUGUCUUAGUGCCCCUUCUGCUAGUCAACAGCUUUGCACAUGGUGGCUUGUGCUUAAACACAGCGGAAAUUGGAAUUCUGAUUGUCGGUUGCGGGUCACUCAAUUUAAUCAUUCAGCUUGUCUUUUAUCCACGUCUGGCUAAGCGAUUUGGCUAUCGUCGAGUGUUCCGAGGUGGCCUUAUUGCGUUCUUUUGCGCCACUUUGUUGAUGCCCUGGCUGACCAAGUUUACUGGUAACCAAGACCCAUCGUUCAUAUUGGAUAUUGCAAUGGAUGAUAGACUUUAUAGUACAGACACUGCACUGCUGUAUCGUAACCAUACCCUGCCGUCUGGACCAUACUACUACAAUGAGAGCAGCAGUUUGAGCAACACCAGUGUUGUGGACGAUGUGUGUGUAAGACAUGCGUCAUGGACACCUAACACCACUGUUGCGGCCUGCGGUACGACAGAGUCAAGCAACACGACCAGUGUUAGGUCUUUCCAGUUUUCCGUCAUCCCUUGCUUGCCAGUGUCGGUCUGGAUGAUAACCUUAGCUGUGAUUGUUGGCGGGUAUCCCUCACAAACAUUGUCCCUCUCCAGUGUCAAUGUCAUCAUUAAUAACUCGUGUGAAAGAGAGGUGCGCGGACGUGUGAACGCUAUUGGUAUGGGUCUUUCAUCCUUAGGUCGGGUCACUGGGCCUCUGGUCAUAUCUGCUCUGUUUGCUUGGAGUGUAUCUGAUGAUCAUGACCACCCAUACCCACUCAACCAUCACUUGGCUUUCCUGAUGAUGGCCAUUUUGGCUCUCUUUGUCGUUUUAUGGAGCUGGGGUCUGCCUCAGUCGGUGGAGGAACAAAUGAACAGGGUUACGUCACAGAUAAACGGUUCAUUCUCUCCCGCCGCGAGCAACAGUAUUGCGGUUUGUUUAAAUGGUUCGCAGAUACAGAACACCCUUUUAGUCAGCAAUUUCAAGAAUGGUGAUGAGCAGGAAGAGAAUAUAUUAUUUAAGAGCACUGCUGUGUAGGCUUCACAUACUCUGACAAUGUGGGCACAUUGGUAAAAUGCAUACUUUUAAAUGGUUACCCAUUUUGAGAGUAUAUUAGCAACUUGAUGCAAAGCUGACUUUAACAUUAAUUUUUUAACAUCAUAUUCGUCUUUCCCUCGAACCAAUGAAUAUCAUAUUCUAUUCUUUCAUUUUUAAGAUUCAUGACCCUUCUCUUGUAGGUUCUUGUAGGUUUUUUUUAAUCCUUUUUUUCUUCUUUUUGAUAUCUGAAUACCGAACCAUGUACACUGUCUGUAGCCUCCAUUCUAGUCUACUUAUCAUGUUACAUGUAUGCUUGAAGUACCCUGAAUUAGGUGCUGUGACUGUACAUGAGUUCAUGCUCAAAGAAUCAAGCGAAAGGCAGG